AUGCCGGUUGCGAAGCACAAGUGGGAGACCCACACUUCCUCCAACUUGGCUGUAAAUCAGGGCAUCCGAGACCCCCUCCUCGGACCUGUGCUGUUCCACAUUCGCCCUCUGGGCUUCCAGCUCCCUCCUGCCCCCUGGCCCAUGAGCCCCUUCCCCCAUCUUCUGUCCACCCACUGCCACCAUUUCCCAAGGCGGCCAUCUGGCCCCAUCCACCAGGAGGAGGAGCAGCACUCGGACAGUGAGAAGGACCCUCCCCCAGCAGGGCCUGAGGACGAGGACGGAGAGACCUUCUCCUUUAAGUACAGCCCUGGGCAGCUGAGAGGAAACCAGUACAAGAAGAUGAUGACCAAAGAAGAGCUGGAGGAGGAGCAGAGAGUUCAGAAAGAGCAGCUGGCUGCCAUCUUCAAGCUCAUGAAGGACAACAAGGAGACGUUUGGAGAGAUGUCCGACGGCGACGUGCAGGAGCAGCUCCGGCUCUAUGACAUGUAGCCCUCACCGCAGACCAGGUCGCCAGCACCAUGUGACACAGGGUGUCCUGGGCACAGUGCCAGGCCGUUCCCUGACCCUUGGCCCACAUAUUUGCUACUUUCAGACUUUUGUAGGCUCAACUUUGUCUUAGAAAAUAGGUGCAGAUGUAUAUUAGAUGCAGAUUUGCUCAGUUCUUGCCAGGUGUAUAUCAUCCUAGAGGAAUCAGCCUUGGUUUCUUCCAAGGAAGAAACCCCCGACCCCUGUGGCUGCUGCUUGCUGGUGAGGUUCCUGCUGUCACAUGGGUCAUCUUCCAAGACAGUGCAGCCUCCCACCAGGCCCAGGCCAGUGGUCCCGGAGCGCUGACUCUAAGGCUCCUCACUCAGCGCCCCGCACGGGGUGUGGGGAGAAUUCAGGGUGCUGUGGGGAAGACUCACAGCCGUUCCUGCUGCUGGGGUGUCUCCUCUAAUAACACGACAAACAGCCUCGCUGUACCUUAGAAGGAUUUCUGGAAGUUCCUGUCGUGUGGUCAGGCAGUAGGGGACUGUGCUUAGGCAAAACAACGAAUUCAAAGACCCAACUUUCGCCCUGGGAUCCCUGGGCUGAGACAGUGGAAUUGGAAUUAGUCUCCUCUAAGGGUUUCACUCAUUGAGGCAGAAACUUACUUUAAAUGUAAUUGAGACUCGAGAACACGUAAUACAGCGAGAACCGUACAGGACACUGCAGAUAGACAGGAGGAUAAAGUCUGCGACGUGGGAUGUGGCUCAGAUGUUGCUCCGUGGGAGAGCACGUGCCCAGCGCAGGCCAGAUGCCCAGCAGGAUGUGGGGCUGCGGAUGGGGUGCAGAUGGGGCUCCGUGGGAGAGCACGUGCCCAGCGCAGGCCAGAUGCCCAGCACUGCAGAAACAUAAGGCAGCGUGCUCCCUGACACACACACCCCUUUCCAGGCGGGGAGGCCUCUACAGAGAAGGAGACCUUCAUCAGAAAGAGCUGGGAAGAUGCUAAGUGACCCUACGGGAACCAUGCCUGGGACACCAGAGGGAGCGCCUGGUUCCCGGAGGAGUGAAUGUCGGUGAUGAUGGCGGGGCAGUGGUGGCUGCUUGGCGCCCAGGGGUCCUGCUUCUCACACCACUGGCAGGAACACACGCGCAGCCCUGGAGCAGCUGAGUUACGGAGGGCAUGCCAAGGAGCGGCCGAAAGCUCUCGGUUUCUUUAUUUGUUAAAAUAAAACUGAUCUAGCACCUAA
This is a messenger RNA of Ictidomys tridecemlineatus (thirteen-lined ground squirrel), 1709 nucleotides long. The record is from RefSeq and is a predicted model, not a curated record. NCBI's taxonomy places the organism in Eukaryota, Metazoa, Chordata, Mammalia, Rodentia, Sciuridae.